AGUAGUUUGCGACGGUAGUUUGCGGUUACAGGAAAAAGGCCCUCACGUCCUCUCUCAGGUUUCUUUCUGUAAACACUAAUAUUUGUAGUGAGUAUAAUAUAUCCACAAUUCUCGAUUUUGUCUUCCAAUAAUUGUUACACAAUAUUAUUCUGUGAACAUAGAACGGAAUAGAACUAAACAAUUAAUCACAAAAAUUGAAAAUCGUGGAUGUGUUACCCGCCGGAAAUAUCAGUAGUUACAUGUAGUUCAACGUAUAUGUACAAUUUGUGGUACAUUGACUUAAUAAACGAGUUCUAUCUAAAUGGAUAUGUCCACUCUUCUGUAAUGAUAUAUAUCUUAUUUGGGGGGCACUUUAAUUUUACCCCAGAGACAUAUGACUUUUUAAUUUUUUAAAUCAAACUUAGCGAACAAUGUUCAAAUUUCGAUUUGCAGAAAGUGCAACCGAUAUUGAUGAAGCAGAUAGCGAACAGAAGGAUAAAUUAGAAUGGAUUUCUGCUUCCAAACUUGAAAUGAUUCCCGAAGAAAUCGAAGCAAAAUAUGAGACUUAUUAUACAGAGACCGAAGUGUUUUCUGGUUGUAAUUUAAAAUUAAUCCGUUCCGAUAAAGUAACGCAGAAUUUAACUGAUCAAAAUUGUCAGAAUAUUAUUGAGGCCGAGUCGAAACAUUCCGAUCUCAUUCCAGCAAAAUACGAAGGUGGUUUAAAAAUCUGGGAAUGCACAUUCGAUUUGGGCCAAUACAUAUUGGAAAAAGAAAUUGAAUUGAAAGACAAACUUGUUAUGGAUUUAGGAUGUGGCGCUGGAGUGAUUGGCCUUCUGUCUCUUCGUAAAAAUUCCGUCGUCCAUUUCCAAGAUUACAAUGCCGAAGUGCUAAAAUCCGUGACCAUACCAAACGUGGUAUUGAAUUUUGAUCGUACGAUUAUACUGACGAGAUGCGAAUUUUAUGCCGGGGAUUGGGCUUCUCUCGCGACAUUACUAGACGAAAGUAAAAAGUACGAUUAUAUCUUUACGAGUGAAACGAUUUACAAUCCUGACAAUCACAAAAAAUUAUAUGAAAUUUUUAAGAGAAAGCUAAAAGCCGAUGGUGUUGUAUUUGUCGCUGGAAAAACCUAUUAUUUUGGCGUGGGUGGUGGAAUGAGACAAUUUGAGAAUCUCAUUUUGAAAGACGGAUGCUUCGGCGUCGAGUUGGUGUGGAGAAGUCAAGAUGGAGUAAACAGAGAAAUUCUGAAACUCACAAGGAAACCGCAUCAAGAACAUCACGUCUAGUGU
This is a messenger RNA of Mycetomoellerius zeteki, 1265 nucleotides long. RefSeq names its product histidine protein methyltransferase 1 homolog. The record is from RefSeq and is a predicted model, not a curated record. Lineage: Eukaryota; Metazoa; Arthropoda; Insecta; Hymenoptera; Formicidae. The transcript is spliced from 6 exons. Bases 411 to 1262 code for a protein of 283 amino acids. Gene Ontology annotation, molecular function: protein-L-histidine N-tele-methyltransferase activity. Gene Ontology annotation, cellular component: nucleus. Gene Ontology annotation, biological process: peptidyl-histidine methylation, to form tele-methylhistidine.